AUGCCUCGUGGUCAUAAGAGUAAGCUUCGUGCCCGUGAGAAGCGUCGCCAGGCUCAUGGUGAAGAUCCAGAUCUCAGGGGUUCUCAGACCUCUGCAGUGGAGGAGGAAGAGUUCCCACCUUCCCUGUCUCCUUGUGGGAGUGCUUCCCAGAGUGCCUCUGCUGCAGGCCUUCCUCAAGAGUCUCAGAGAGCACGAUUCACCAGCCCUCCUGCAUCAGCUUCUUCAUGCGCAGAUUCUGAUGAAGGUGCCAAGAGCCAAGAUGCUGAAAGUCUGAGCUCCUUUCACACCGGGGCCUCCUCUGAGGGCUCAGACCACGAUCCUCUGUACAGGAAGACGGGCAAGUUGGUGAGGUUUCUUCUGGAUAAGUAUAAAACGAAAGAGUCUAUUACAGAGGCUGAAAUGCUGAAGAUUGUUAACAGAAAAUACAAGAGGCACUUCUCUGAGAUCCUCAAGAGAGCCUCUGAGAGCCUGGAGCUGGUCUUUGGCCUUGACCUGAAGCAAGUCGACCCCAGCAAUCACACCUAUGCGCUUGUGCCUAAGCUGGCCCCUUCUGAUGAAGGGAAUCUGAGCCAUGGUAGGGGUCUUCCCAAGAAUGGGAUCCUGAUGCCUCUUCUGGCCAUGAUCUUUAUGAAUGGCAAUCGUGUCAGUGAGGAGAAGAUGUGGGAAUUCCUGGAAGACAUGGGGCUCCAUGAUGGUAGGAAGCACUUCCUCUAUGGGGAGCCCCGGAAGCUCGUCACCAUAGAUUUGGUUCAAGCAAAGUACCUGGAGUACCAGCAGGUGCCCAACAGUGAUCCUCCAUGCUACGAAUUCCUAUGGGGUCCAAGGGCCCAUGCUGAAACAAGCAAGAUGAAAGUCCUGGAGUUUUUGGCCAAGAUUAAUAAUACCGUUCCUAGCACCUUCCAGUCUCGGUAUGAGGAAGCUCUGAGAGAUGAGGAAGAGAGAUCCCGAGUCAGAGCUGCAACCAGGGCUGGCGCUACUGCUGUGGCCAGGGCCCAUGCCAGAGUCUCAUCUAGCAGAUGUUCUCAGCCCUAG
Carlito syrichta (Philippine tarsier) is the source of this 1032-nucleotide messenger RNA. It is a transcript of the gene MAGEB17, whose product is annotated as MAGE family member B17. The transcript has a single exon. Lineage: Eukaryota; Metazoa; Chordata; Mammalia; Primates; Tarsiidae. The record is from RefSeq and is a predicted model, not a curated record. Gene Ontology annotation, cellular component: nucleus. The coding region runs from base 1 to 1032 and encodes 343 amino acids. Gene Ontology annotation, biological process: negative regulation of transcription by RNA polymerase II.